CGCUGCAUCCCGUCAGACCAGCCGCAUGUCUAUGGUAGGGAGCGAGGGAUAGAGCGGCCGAGAUGGCGGCGCUGGCGAUUCGACGCCUCUUCCUCCUCCCCGGCCGUGCUCUUUGCCUGUCCCGACGCGGCUACCGCGGGGACGCUCCUUCCGACUCCGGGCGGGACCUGCUGGAGAUCCCUCUGCCGCCCUGGCAGGCCCGGCCGCAGGAGCCCCUGGAGACCAAGCGGGCGAGGCUGCUGUAUGAGAGCCGCAAGAGGGGCAUGCUCGAGAACGGCCUCCUCCUCGGAAAAUAUGAGUCAAAUCAACGAGAAACAGCUGUAUCUUCACAACCACCUGAUUAAUGAAACAAGUAAUGG
Pogona vitticeps (central bearded dragon) is the source of this 359-nucleotide messenger RNA. NCBI's taxonomy places the organism in Eukaryota, Metazoa, Chordata, Lepidosauria, Squamata, Agamidae. The record is from RefSeq and is a predicted model, not a curated record.